This is a messenger RNA of Dinoponera quadriceps, 617 nucleotides long. It is a transcript of the gene RpS19a, whose product is annotated as 40S ribosomal protein S19a. The transcript is spliced from 3 exons. The record is from RefSeq and is a predicted model, not a curated record. Lineage: Eukaryota; Metazoa; Arthropoda; Insecta; Hymenoptera; Formicidae. Gene Ontology annotation, cellular component: cytosolic small ribosomal subunit; ribosome. Bases 111 to 575 code for a protein of 154 amino acids. Gene Ontology annotation, biological process: ribosomal small subunit assembly; translation. Gene Ontology annotation, molecular function: structural constituent of ribosome; RNA binding.
UAUUGUUCUUUCCGGUUUCUGGAGCGUACUUGAGGUGUGUGGAAUAAACGAUCUCUCAGAAAAUUUAGUUAUUCCAAGUGAACAAGUAACGCAGAUAUAAAUGUAAAAACAUGCCGUCUGUAACGCUGAAAGAUGUCGAUCAACACAAAUUCGUGAAGGCCUUCGCUGCUUUCCUGAAGAAAACUGGCAAGAUGCGUGUGCCAGAAUGGGUGGAUAUAGUGAAGACAGCCCGCUUCAAAGAACUUGCUCCGUAUGAUCCUGACUGGUAUUAUAUUCGUUGCGCAGCUCUGGUGCGUCACAUUUACUUCCGCAGCCCAAUUGGAGUCGGUGCUGUGACAAAAAUCUUUGGAGGACGCAAGCGUAAUGGCACGCAUCCCAGCCACUUCUGCCGGUCGGCUGGCGGUGUUGCACGCAAGGCGCUUCAAAGUCUCGAGCAGUUGAAACUCAUUGAAAAGGCACCUCUUGGUGGUCGUAAACUUACCAGUCAAGGACGGAGGGACUUGGACCGUAUUGCGGCACAAGUUAAGGCGAAGAGCAAAAAACAAAUGAAACUUCAGGAGACCAUUGUCAUUUAAUUUCUAUGUUUAAUAAAGUUUAAGGACUUUUAUGUCGACGAA